Molecule: messenger RNA, 1416 nt
Organism: Punctularia strigosozonata HHB-11173 SS5
Lineage: Eukaryota; Fungi; Basidiomycota; Agaricomycetes; Corticiales; Punctulariaceae
Product: indole-3-glycerol phosphate synthase
Exons: 3
Coding region: 17-886 (289 amino acids)
Biological process (GO): L-tryptophan biosynthetic process
Molecular function (GO): phosphoribosylanthranilate isomerase activity; indole-3-glycerol-phosphate synthase activity
Source: RefSeq, a predicted model, not a curated record
CUUCCCGCAAACCACCAUGGCCUCAGCGCAGGUCAAAGCGCCGACUAUCCUCGAGAAAAUCUACGCGCAGCGUCAACAAGACGUCACCGUCGCGCAAGCCACACCCGGCACCUCCUUCGCCGACCUCGACACCUACCUCGCGAUGGGUCUGGCACCGGCCCUCAUCCCUCUCAUUCCUCGCCUCAAGCGCAACCCAUCCACACUCUCGUCGAUCCCGGGGGUCUCUCUCAUGGCAGAGAUCAAACGCGCGAGCCCGAGCAAAGGCGACAUCGCGCUCACCGCCAACGCGCCGCGCCAGGCGCGCGCGUACGCCCAAGCGGGCGCGAGCGUCAUCUCGGUUCUGACGGAGCCCAACUGGUUCAAGGGCUCGCUCCUCGACCUCCGCCUCGCGCGCCAGGCCGUCGACGACCUCGGGCCGGACAGGCCCGCGCUCCUGCGGAAGGAGUUCAUCUUUUCCGAGUACCAGAUCGCCGAGGCGCGCCUGUGGGGCGCCGACACCGUCCUCCUCAUCGUCGCGAUGCUCGCGCCCGAGCUCCUCGAACGCCUAUACGCAUACUCUGUCUCGCUCGGGAUGGAGCCGCUCGUGGAGGUCAACAACGCGGACGAGAUGCAGCGCACGCUCACGCUCGGCGCGAAGGUGAUCGGUGUGAACAACCGGAACCUGCACGACUUCAACGUCGACAUGGGAACGACGAGCCGUCUAGUUGACAUGGUCAAGGGGCGCGAGGUCGUGUUCUGCGCGCUAAGCGGUAUUUCGGGCCCGGAGGACGUGAGCGUGUACAAGGAGCAGGGCGUGCAUGCGGUAUUGGUCGGGGAGGCUCUCAUGAGGGCGGAGAACACGAGCGAGCUCAUACGACAGCUACUCGAUUGGCCGACGGACGCGUAGUUAUAUAAUCGGAGGAGAAGCGCGCUCUCUUCUCCGGGCCCAUAGACGAGAACGUUGCUGUGUCCGGCAGGUCCAGGAUUGGAUGCACAAGAACUUCUCAGUACGCCGUACAUCUCUGCAUCAAUUACUCCUGCUGUCUACAGGGACGGAGCCGUAUCCGGCGACAGGAACUGAUGUGAGGACACUCAGCGAUUCUGGCGUCAUUUGAUGCAAGAUGCCCAAUCCCGCGCGCCCUCCUCUCCCUCUUCCACCCAUCAUCGGAAGGCAUACGCCCGAAUAUCGUGCAUACGCAGACUAAUUAUCUCGCGUAACCAGGGCCUCGUGAGUCCGCGUUGGCUCAGGUACUACCACCAUCUCCGACCAAAUACGUGCAGCAUCCACCCGUAUCUCCAGGUCGGAAUAAGAUCAAGAGUAGCCGUGAGCAAAUCAUGUCCUCCACAACUGGAAACAUUCUGUUGUUGGAAGACACGGGAGGCUAGUAUACUGUACGAGACAAUAAUCUAGCUGAUAAAAUACGACCGGGAAACAAA